CUGUACUUGUUCAACAGCGGAUGCAUGCCGAAACUCGAAAUGGCAGUUGCUCAAAUAUGCUGUCUUCUUCUGAUAUUAUUUCUCACACGAGUAGAUGGUCAAGCAUGCCAAAUUCCCGGAAUCUCAUGUGUUAGCAACUGUAACGCCGCAGGAGUAAUUCCCGCUCUCACGUGUCCAAUGGGUCAGGUGUGCUGUUUAGAUCCCUUUAUUAUACCAACAACGACCAUACCACCCUGCACUAGAGCCGGGAUCGGAUGUGUUGCCAGUAGUAACUGUAACCCCAUAGGAAUUAUUGCUGCUCGCCAGUGUCCAAGUGGUCAGGUGUGCUGUGUCAAUGCCUUUACAUUAGCAACAACAACGACCCUAGCAGCAACGACCCUUCAACCCUGCACUGGUGCCGGAAUUUCAUGUACUGUUGCUGGUAACUGUAACUCCAUUGGAAUUAUUGCUUCUCGCCAGUGUCCAAGUGGUCAGGUGUGCUGUGUCAAUGCCUUUACAUUAGCAACAACAACGACCCUAGCAGCAACGACCCUUCAACCCUGCACUGGUGCCGGAAUUUCAUGUACUGUUGCUGGUAACUGUAACUCCAUUGGAAUUAUUGCUUCUCGCCAGUGUCCAAGUGGUCAGGUGUGCUGUGUCAAUGCCUUUACAUUAGCAACAACAACGACCCUAGCAGCAACGACCCUUCAACCCUGCACUGGUGCCGGAAUUUCAUGUACUGUUGCUGGUAACUGUAACUCCUUUGGAAUUAUUCCUAGUCGCCAGUGUCCAAGUGGUCAGGUUUGCUGUGUCGAUGUCUUUACAUUAGCAACAACAACGACCUUAGCAACAACGACCCUUCAACCCUGCACUGAUACCGGAAUCUCAUGUACUGUUGCUGGUAACUGUAACUCCUUUGGAAUUAUUCCUAGUCGCCAGUGUCCAAGUGGUCAGGUUUGCUGUGUCGAUGCCCUUACUUUAGCGACGACAACGACCUUAGCAACAACGACCCUUCAACCCUGCACUGAUACCGGAAUCUCAUGUACUGUUGCUGGUAACUGUAACUCCUUUGGAAUUAUUCCUAGUCGCCAGUGUCCAAGUGGUCAGGUUUGCUGUGUCGAUGCCCUUACUUUAGCAACGACAACGACCUUAGCAACAACGACCCUUCAACCCUGCACUGAUACCGGAAUCUCAUGUACUGUUGCUGGUAACUGUAACUCCUUUGGAAUUAUUCCUAGUCGCCAGUGUCCAAGUGGUCAGGUUUGCUGUGUCGAUGCCCUUACUUUAGCAACAACAACGACCUUAGCAACAACGACCCUUCAACCCUGCACUGGUGCCGGAAUCUCAUGUACUGUUGCUGGUAACUGUAACACCUUUGGAAUUAUUCCUAGUCGCCAGUGUCCAAGUGGUCAGGUUUGCUGUGUCGAUGCCCUAACUUUAGCAACAACAACGACCUUAGCAACAACGACCCUUCAACCCUGCACUGGUGCGGGAAUCUCAUGUACUGUUGCUGGUAACUGUAACACCUUUGGAAUUAUUCCUAGUCGCCAGUGUCCAAGUGGUCAGGUUUGCUGUGUCGAUGCCCUAACUUUAGCAACAACAACGACCUUAGCAACAACGACCCUUCAACCCUGCACUGGUGCCGGAAUCUCAUGUACUGUUGCUGGUAACUGUAACACCUUUGGAAUCAUCCCUAGUCGCCAGUGUCCAAGUGGUCAGGUUUGCUGUGUCGAUGCCCUAACUUUAGCAACAACAACGACCUUAGCAACAACGACCCUUCAACCCUGCACUGGUGCCGGAAUCUCAUGUACUGUUGCUGGUAACUGUAACACCUUUGGAAUUAUUCCUAGUCGCCAGUGUCCAAGUGGUCAGGUUUGCUGUAUCGACGCCCUUACUUUAGCAACAACAACGACCUUAGCAACAACGACCCUUCAACCCUGCACUGGUGCCGGAAUCUCAUGUACUGUUGCUGGUAACUGUAACUCCUUUGGAAUUAUUCCUAGUCGCCAGUGUUCAAGUGGUCAGGUUUGCUGUAUCGAUGCCCUUACUUUAGCAACAACAACGACACUAGCAACAACGACCCUUCAACCGUGCUCGUGUGUUUUGCCUAACAGAUGUCCUCCCAUAGCAGUUCUACCUGGAAGACAGUGUCCAAUUGGACAGCAGGUGUGCUGUACCAAUGUUAUAGUCACUCAAUAAGAACUCCAAGGAUGAGGAUUAACCGACACAGAGUACGAAGCCCGAGAUCACGCGUCAUUGUCUGUAUAAACACUCAUGUGAAUAAAAAGGUAGCAC
This is a messenger RNA of Haliotis rufescens (red abalone), 2274 nucleotides long. RefSeq lists its product as uncharacterized. NCBI's taxonomy places the organism in Eukaryota, Metazoa, Mollusca, Gastropoda, Lepetellida, Haliotidae. The transcript is spliced from 30 exons. Bases 25 to 2178 code for a protein of 717 amino acids. The record is from RefSeq and is a predicted model, not a curated record.